Molecule: messenger RNA, 1232 nt
Organism: Cryptomeria japonica (Japanese cedar)
Lineage: Eukaryota; Viridiplantae; Streptophyta; Pinopsida; Cupressales; Cupressaceae
Exons: 3
Coding region: 193-1026 (277 amino acids)
Source: RefSeq, a predicted model, not a curated record
UCGCUUCGUAGGGACCUCCAUCAAUCCAAAUUGUAGCUGGCAUGACGUGGAAGCAGAUAACUCUGUGAUUGUAUUUGGAUCUUUUCCAGAGGACCCAAUAAGACCCCCUUUCUAAACUAAAAAUCUGCAUUCCAAGCAAUCUGAGUCUGUAGCACAGGAAAGUAGUCCAUAGACUUGUUUAAUAUUAGAAGAAUGAGGGAAAGUGAGCACAAAUCUAAUGACAUGGUUGUGGGCUUGAUGGAGGAGCAGUGCAUCUCUGUGCAAUCCCUUGGAGAAUUUCAGUUAUCCUCUGCAACUGAAUCCAUGGAGGUCGAAUCCAAUGCUCAGUCACAGCUACACAUUGACAUUCUCAAGAGCAUCAUGUCAGAGAUGAGUGAAGAGGAAAUCAGCAUAUCAGCCCAAAUAGUGAGGUACAAAGAAUUUGCAGGAAAUGAAGGACAACAACAUAGCUCCUCUGUAGUGAGUCAUCUCAGAAGCUUAGGAUUUGAUGCAGCAAUCUGCAGAUCCGAGCCCAAACAUGACAGAAGCUUCCCUGCUGGGAAAUAUGAGUUCAUGGAUGUUCUUGUGAGGAACAGGAAGGAGAAAAGCACCCGAAUAUUGGUGGACAUGGAUUUCAGAACGCAGUUUGAGAUUGCAAGACCCAGUAGCGAAUACAGUUCUCUCAUACAACUGCUUCCCCUGCUUUAUGUUGGGAAUGCAGAAAAACUUGCUAAAAUUGUGAAGACAAUGUCCAAAAGUGCCAAGAUGUCUUUGAAAACAAAGGGAAUGUGCAUCCCCCCAUGGAGAACAUAUGCUUACAUGCACUCCAAAUGGUUGAGCUCUUGCAGGAGAAUAACUAGCCAUUUUCCUGAGGAAAUCAUGUCAUUCCAUGGUGGAGGAGCAGAGGAAUGCAUUGAAUUGAAGUGGAGUGAAGAUUUCUGUCAGAAAUCAGAGAAUCAGAGAAUGGGAAAGCCAACGUCAAAGCUGCCCACUGUUUUAAUGGAAGCCGGACUAAGUUCAAUGUUCAAGGUAGUAGCCGUAGCAUAAGAUUUGCUGGAUCUUGGCUUGUUUAAUUGACUACUGCCAGGACAUUUUUUCAUGAAAUCCAUACAAAUUUUGUAAUCCUAUUCAUUUCUGGACUCAUUUCAGCUAAUACCAUAGUUAAUACUAGUGAACUCUGUGCACAGACCAUUUUUAUUUUCUUUUUAACAUUGUUCAAAAAAUUGUGCUCAAAAUAAGCUCUUCACUUGACA